AAAAUGUCGGCCACCCAGCUUCGUUUAGCUUCGUGGAUUUUAAAAGAUCACUACGGUGAAAUUGUAGCGAAUGUGUGUUUGCAAAUUUUGCGUAGCGGAUGGGCAACCCUUGCAAGUAUCAUAAAGGAGACUGCUUUACCCAUGUCAAAGAUUAAGAGAGCGGUUUGUGUGUUGAUUCAGCACAACAUGGUGAAGUUCCAGAAGGGUGCAAGAGGCCAGAUUAUGUACAGUGCUCAAAUUUCAAACAUACUAGCAAUUGUCCACUUCCCUAAGCUUGUUUACUGUGCAAAAACCGCAUUUGGUAAUGCUGCUGAACUUAUCAUCAAAGAACUGUUGUUGCAUGGGAAGAUGACCAUGUCGUCGGUCGUCACAAAUGUUACAAAUCAAUUGCUCGAUCCAGCUUUGAACCAAGCAGAGGAAAUAGAUCAACAUAAUGUGGCUGAUCAGUUUGUCAAACUCGUUGAGGAGCAUUUGAUAAAACGACACCUUGGUGAUGAUAAAGGCACAAUAGAUUCAAAAGAAGAACAAGAUGCAAAUCUUGGUAUCAAUAAACCAGAGAAUGUGCAAUAUGAUCUACCAGUAGGAUAUUUCAAAUCAGGCUCGGGUAAAAGGAAAGCUGGGCCAUCUGAUGGUGGACCCGCACCCAAAAAGCGAAAAAACUCAAGUGAACAAGUUUCAGUAAACUUUGAGGAUUCUGGGAUGCUUUGGCAAGUGAACAUUAUUCAAUUCUAUCAUUGUUUUGUUAAUGAGAUGGUUGAAAAUGCUGUAAAGAACAGGUUGGAUGAGUCAGCUGCAGAAAUUGUGAAAGUCAUGUUAAAUUUAACAAUAUUAUCAAGAGAUUACUUCUCUCCAGAGACAAAACCUGUUUCAGUUAAUGAUAUUGACCAGAGAUUGAAUGGGAGUUUGAAUUUGGGUCGAAGUAAGAUAACACAAUAUCUCAAUUUGCUUCAGGAUGAUGAGGUUGGUUUUGUUUCGAAAGUUGGUGAGAAUGCUGGAGGAGUUUAUGUUGUCAAUAUCAAAAAAUCCGUGGAAGCUGUUUGUUUACAAAGUAUUGAAUCAGUUAUUCGCGAAAGAUGCGGUUCAAAGUCUUUACGAAUUUUCAACCUGUUAAGAAUUAAACGCCACUUGGAGCAAAAACAGGUGGAAGAUCUCAUAAUGGUGCCCUCUAAGGAAGCCAAGGAACGUUUAUACAACUUGUUGUCCGAAAAGUUCAUAAAUUUGCAGGAAGUUCCACGCGCGACUGAUUACGCCCCCUCGAGGACAUUCUAUUUAUUUUCUGUGAACGUAUCUCAAGUGUGUCGCAUGCUUCUUGAUAGAAGUUAUAAGACCGUGGGUAAUCUGAUGUGUCGUCGCAAUCACGAGACAGAAGAACAAAAGCGUCUGGUAGAAAAGUCUGAGAAAAUCAAUUCAACAAUCUUGGCGCUGAAAACGCAAGGCAUGGAUGAUGAUUCACCAGCAGUUCAGGAGGUGAAAGAGAUGAUGACAAAUCAAGAAACACAACAGCUUGCCAAGCUUCAAACUGUUGUAUCCAAAUUGGAACAAGGUGAACUCCAAGUUGCUGAUACAAUAUUGACAUUCACACAAUUCUUGGCACUAAGCAGCUAAGUAAUAAUUGUGGAAGGAACAAAUUCUAUUUUCUUAAAAAUUGUAAAUAAUAUUUAUUCAUGCAGAUUAAUGGCAAUCAGCAUUCU
Molecule: messenger RNA, 1691 nt
Organism: Dendronephthya gigantea
Lineage: Eukaryota; Metazoa; Cnidaria; Anthozoa; Malacalcyonacea; Nephtheidae
Product: DNA-directed RNA polymerase III subunit RPC3-like
Exons: 16
Coding region: 4-1605 (533 amino acids)
Biological process (GO): DNA-templated transcription
Cellular component (GO): RNA polymerase III complex
Molecular function (GO): single-stranded DNA binding
Source: RefSeq, a predicted model, not a curated record